Bacidia gigantensis is the source of this 918-nucleotide messenger RNA. RefSeq lists its product as uncharacterized. The transcript has 2 exons. The record is from RefSeq and is a predicted model, not a curated record. NCBI's taxonomy places the organism in Eukaryota, Fungi, Ascomycota, Lecanoromycetes, Lecanorales, Ramalinaceae. The coding region runs from base 1 to 918 and encodes 305 amino acids.
AUGACAUUUCAGGGCGAAGAUGCAACCUUUAGUGUUCUCAUCCUCCAUGCACCCUUCGACUUCGACACUGAAAAUCAAUCCCGUGCGAUCGCUCAGCUUGAAGCCGCAAACAAAGGCUUCAUCCCUGGCAUCAACAUCAAGUCCGUGCACUGGCUGAUACCUGAAUGGACCGAAACAAAUCGCCAUGGAAGUUUAGUCUUGGAAUUUGCUCGACCCGAAGACGCCAACGCCGCGAUCCGCGAGCAAUUUGUAAGACAGGCAGAAGCGGACCGAAGGAGGCUUGCUAGGGCCAACUGGCCGAAAUACCAUGAUGUUGGGGCUGAAGUACCAUGUCUUGAUGAUUUGCGGAAAACAGACAUACCAAGUCGAAUGCACUAUCCAGCGUAUCGUUAUUCGAUGGACUUCUUGCGAGAGCUCGAAGCUAGAAGGGGCAGUAAGUCUCCUGCAAGGGGAAGGGGUUGUGGCAGAAGAGCAGAAGCUUUGCGCUUGUUGUUCGACGAGAAUCAGGGGCGUGUCCUAGGAAAAAGGCAUCUGCACGCGGACAACUCAUUUCAUAGUAUCUUGGAGCCAAACGCUAUAAAGCGAAGGGCUUGGAGAACCAACGAGAGGGCAGCGUUUCAGCCCGAGAGGUAUAAUAACAAGGAACAAUUUCGAUCGCGGCUUGAGGACUUGGGCAUUGAGCCAUAUUUGAUCGGUGAGAAUGGGGUUAGGGUAAUUGAGCCCUUUGAAGGUGAUGGCUCGCUGACGCCAGAGACAUCUUCGAAGCAGCGUUGGGAAUCCCCUAGGUCGAUCAAGAAAAUCAAGUCAGCGAAGAUAUUCAAGGCGUCGAGCAUCAAGAAAAAGGAGAACGACGCAAGGUCUCCUCUCAAGAAUUCGGCAGCUGUAGCCAAGAUUCUUGCGAUAGACAAAUGGCGCUGA